Wasmannia auropunctata (little fire ant) is the source of this 1196-nucleotide messenger RNA. RefSeq names its product NEDD8-conjugating enzyme UBE2F-like. The record is from RefSeq and is a predicted model, not a curated record. Bases 276 to 818 code for a protein of 180 amino acids. The transcript has 5 exons. NCBI's taxonomy places the organism in Eukaryota, Metazoa, Arthropoda, Insecta, Hymenoptera, Formicidae.
GAUACGCAACAUCGCGACUAUCGCGAGUGACGCGAGUACGAUCACGAUGUGGGACUAAAAUUUAGUAUAACCUCAUGUGAUAAGGCAUUUAUGAUUCAUGACGCCGAGAGUUGAAGCUUGUGAUUUUUCUCAGAGAUUUGCUUGCGCAAUUAAAUAAUUGAAAAUAAGCAGAGAUGGAAAAGCCUCCUUUACAAACGCUUUAAUGUAUGAGAUUCAGGUGAUACAGUAUCGAGGCUAAUUAAAUUUGGCAACGAAAGUUUUUAGUGCAGCUUAAUAUGAUUACGUUACGGGGAAAACUCAAAAAGGACAAUGACAUAGCAAAUUCAAAAAGCUACAACAGGCGAGUCUCAAUACGAGAUAAAUUACUGAUCAAAGAGGUGCAGGAAAUGGAGCAAACAUUGCCAGUAACUUGUCAAGUCACAUUUAACGAUCCACAUUGUCUUCAUGAUUUUAUAUUGUUAAUUAUGCCAGAUGAAGGAUACUGGAUUGGUGGCCAUUUCUAUUUUCAAAUUUACAUAAGCGAAGAGUACAACAUGGCGCCGCCAGUGGUAAAAUGCUUAACGAAACUAUGGCAUCCUAACAUAAGCGAGGAUGGUGAUGUAUGUCUAUCCAUUUUAAGACAAAGUAGCAUUGAUGGCAUGGGAUGGGCACCAACACGCAAACUGAAAGACGUCGUAUGGGGUUUAAAUUCUCUUUUCACUGAUCUCCUAAACUUUGAUGAUCCUUUAAAUAGAGAUGCAGCAGAUUUGUUUAUUAAGGAUAAAGAAUCUUUUCGAAGUAAAGUUAAAGAUUAUGUAAUGCAAUAUGCAAAAAGAUGAUUUACAAUGUAACAUUUUAAAUAACAAAUAAUUAUUUACAUUUUUUUAAAUUGGUCUCGUGCCUCUUUUUAGUGUAUGAGUACAGAACUUGCUCAAAUGUGCUUUAGGUUGAUUUUGAUUUAACUCAAUUUUGCUAGUCUUUUUGCCUGAAAGGUGUUGAUAUCACUUUCAGUUUUAUAUAAUUCAAUUCUCGGACUGUUAUAGCGAAAUUGUAUUAAUAUACAUUAAUUAUUAUCUAUAUUAUGUAUGAAGGAAAUGUAAACGUAUAAAAACGUAUAAAAAUUAAAAGUGCAUCACGUGUACAAUGUUUUUUUUUUCUCUUAAUGAAACAUUGUAAUGCCAACGAGCAAUUGUAAAUAAAGUGGGUGUUUAAUAAUA